CCCCCGGGGCCGUGCCUGCGGCGGGACGGGGCUGCCGGGCUGAGCGUGCUGCGGGCGGCCAGCCUGGUGGUGGGGCUGGAUGGUUGUAUCAAAGCCGUGGGCCAGGCAGAUGUUAUCCGCAAUCAGUUUUCAGGAGCAACGUUUGAAAGGAUAAUUGACUGCUCUGGGAAGUGCGUGUUACCAGGCCUGGUAGAUGCACACACACAUCCAGUGUGGGCUGGUGAUAGGGUUCAUGAGUUUGCAAUGAAGCUGGCAGGUGCAUCCUACAUGGAGAUCCACCAGGCUGGGGGAGGGAUCCAUUUCACGGUGGAGCACACUCGGAAGGCCACGGAGGACGAGCUGUCCAGGGCCCUGCAGCAGCGGCUGGAGCGCAUGCUCCGAGCGGGAUCCACGCUGGUGGAGUGCAAGAGUGGCUAUGGCUUGGACCUGGAAACAGAGCUCAAAAUGCUCAGGGUGAUCGAACGGGCCAGGACAUCCGUGGAUAUCGGCAUCUCCUCCACCUACUGCGGCGCUCACGCCGUGCCCAGAGGGAAAACUGCUACCGAAGCCACAGAUGACAUUAUCAAUAACCACCUUCCUAAACUGAAAGAACUCAAGCUAAGUGGUGAAAUGCAUGUUAACAAUAUAGAUGUGUUCUGUGAGAAGGGAGUCUUUGAUCUGGAGUCUACAAGGAGAAUACUUGAAGCUGGAAAAGAGAUAGGGUUACAGAUUAACUUCCAUGGUGAUGAACUCCAUCCGAUGAAAUCUGCUGAGCUUGGAGCUGAACUAGGAGCCCGGGCCAUCAGCCACCUGGAAGAAGUUAGUGAUGAAGGUAUUGUGGCAAUGGCAAGAGCUAAUUGUGCUGCUGUCCUUCUGCCAACAACAGCCUACAUGCUGAGACUGAAGCAACCUCAAGCUAGAAAAAUGUUGGAAGAAGGUGUUAUAGUUGCUCUUGGCAGUGACUUUAAUCCUAAUGCAUACUGUUUUUCAAUGCCUAUGGUGAUGCAUCUGGCCUGUGUAAACAUGAAGAUGUCAAUGAAUGAAGCACUGGCAGCUGCCACCAUUAAUGCAGCUUAUGCUCUGGGCAAAUCAGACACACACGGCUCCUUGGAGGUCGGCAAGCAGGGAGACCUUCUUAUCAUAAAUUCAUCAAGGUGGGAGCACUUGAUUUACCAGUUUGGUGGACAUGAAGCAUUGAUCAACUACGUUAUAGUUAAAGGAAAAGUCAUCUAUGAAAAUAAGAGGUGUGAGACAAUGAGCAGUUACUGAGAGAAGGCAGUAGUUUAAUAAGCUACUAAAAUCAAAUUAACACAGAGUAUUUCAAAGCAACAGACAAAUCAGAUUUGUAUUUACCAGUAAAUUGUUUGCCUGCUCACCUUACUCUUAUUCAAAUACACCUUACCAAGCAUUACCCAUUUGGUGCAUCUCAAUGUCCACUGUCCUUCUCUCCAGCACAAUAAAAUAAUUUCUAAUUGUAUCCAUCUUAAAUAAGACAGUUCCCAAAAAUGUUUUCCUAUACAAUUAACCUCUAAUAUAAUAAUAUUAUAAAAUAACCCAAACAAACUGGCAAUGAAUAAACAGAGUUUGGAUCCAGGUAAGAUGUACUGGGGAGUGUGAUUUUAAGUAACCUGUGACAGAGGGCUAGGGGCUCAGGCAAGCAUUUGGGAUAGCCCUUGGCUGUGCUGGGAGAAGAUCGCAUGCAGUGUCAUACACAUGUUCCAGAAAAGACCUGUUUUUAUUUAGUAAAAGGGAUCUAUUUUCUGAAGGUGAAGUCAUAAAAUUGCACCUGAUAAGCAUGAAGAACUUCACAUAAAAAUAACUAUUGAUAUAAGCAAUAUAAUCUGUGAUACAGAGCAGAGUGCUUUAGUGAACCAGACCCUUGAGGAAGGACAAUGGUCUCAUUCUGACUAACAGUUAUUUGAAAGCCAUGUAUGAGCAUUAUUAUGACCUUCUGAUCUCCCUGAGCCUUGGGCACAUCUGUUAACACACAAAAGCUGCAAGCCCUCCCCUGCAGUAUCUUUCUUCGGGCUUUAUAUGAUCCAGGCUAGCCAACUAAAUCAGUUUUUAAAACAAUGUAAUAGCAUUCCUGCCACCUGACGUGUUUUCCUGCAAGCAGAUGUUGUACCAGAUGUGGGUGUGGAUCUUUGUAAUCUUGAAAGAACAUCUCAAGUAAGUGAUUGCAGAGUCCAUUCUGCCCAAGACAGCCUUCAUAAAUAAUGUUAAUACAGGCAUUUCUUCAAUGCAGGGUGCAAGCAGAGUGGUGCCUCUGAGCUCUGCACAGGCACAGUGCAAAACCUGAGUGCACCAUGUGGUGCUGUGUGCUGGGGAUCCCAUGGUCCCAGAAAGCCAAAACCAGAGAUGAGCAGCAAGCAGGGCCCAGAAUCUCUUCUCUGAAUGCCCAAGGCAUUUGACACUCUGCUAGGCUGCCAGCAGGCAUGAGCCCUCUCCUCAGGGCACAUUUAACAUGGCAGGUGUCAGACACUCAAAGAAAGCCCCACACUGAUGCUUUGGCUGCCCCUUGCAGCAUAGCAAACAGCCAGGGGAGGCUUUCAGCUUGUGCUGAAUGCCCCUCAGCCAGAUCAGUACUGCCAUGUCAUCACUGCACCAUGAAGUGAAAUCCAUGUCCUCACUCUUCCCUUGCAAAAUAAAGCUGUGCUGGAGGUCAGUGUUGUGACACAGAGCACACUCAUAGACGGGAUCAUGACUGGGGCCAGGGCCCUUGGCAGACAGGAGAGACCUGGUGAGCCAUGGGAGUGUAGGUCUUGGUGCUAUUGCCUCAGCUCUGUUCACAUUCAGUAGUCCUACACCUCCUCUUCCCCCUUUUCUGGCCCCUGUGUCACCUGUCCUACUUACUUCCAAAUUAAGCUUUUGCUUUACAUUUUCAUCAUCACACACGUGACAGGAACAUAGAUUGCUACAGCCAUAUGAGAAGCCUCAGCUGAUUUGCAGGUGUGAACCCAUAGCUCUUGGAAAGCUGCAUUAAAUGUAGUCCAUCACCAAAACAUAAUAUAUUUGUUCUGGAGCAAUGAUCUCCAUAGCGCAUUGCUAUGCACAUGGCUUUCCUGAAUUGUGAAGCAGCUGCUCUAAAAAUGCUGCUGUUAUACAAGAGCCUGUACCUCACCUAUGAUCUGCAAAAGAGAGACGAAUUAAGUGUGAAGAUAAUUUUGCUUGUGCCAAAAUGAAGGGGAUUACAGCAGUUACCCAAAGGGGGGGAAGAAAGGGAAGAAUAUAAAACUUAGGCUGUUUGGUAUCAUUGGCACAGAAAUAAGAGAAAACAAACAAAAAGUUGACAAAACAAAUACUGGCUUCGGCAGGAGUCUGGAUGAUUUGUAUUCAGAAGUUCAUGAAAUUCAGUCAGAAUCACCCUAUGAUGACAAAAUUGUCUUUUACACAUGAGGAAAGCAGU
Molecule: messenger RNA, 3385 nt
Organism: Ficedula albicollis (Collared flycatcher)
Lineage: Eukaryota; Metazoa; Chordata; Aves; Passeriformes; Muscicapidae
Gene: AMDHD1
Product: amidohydrolase domain containing 1
Exons: 9
Cellular component (GO): cytoplasm
Molecular function (GO): imidazolonepropionase activity
Source: RefSeq, a predicted model, not a curated record